AGUGCCGCGGAGCUGAGCGCGGCAAGGCAGAGGGAAGCGUUCGCACGGAGCUUUGUGAAUCAGUUCUCGCGUUUGGGGGUGCGGUGCUGGUAUGGUAGGAAGCGUGCCCCGUGAUCUGGGCUACAGUGGCCAUCAGGGUCGCUUAGCGAGCUGGGAAACGUCGUUUCCUUUCUCUGCCUAAAGGCUGGCGGUGCUCCAGGGAUGCUGUGUGCCUUCUUUGGCAGGGAGAAACUGAUGUAAAUGCUGGUGACCAUGCAGAAUGCAGUUCAGGUGUGGUUUGGAGAUGACCUUCCUUUAAGUCCUCGAAGUCCUCUGACUCCCAGACACGGCCCAGGUCUGGCAGAUGUGUGCCUGUACGACCAGUGGAUAUCUGUGCGGCAUGAAGCAACAUUGGUGCCUAUGCAAGAAGACCUGUCAAUCUGGCUGUCUGGCUUGCUGGGAAUAGAAGUCACAGCAGAGCAACUGCUGGAAGAACUUGAUAAUGGAGUACUACUCUGCCAAUUGAUUGGUGUUCUUCAAAACACAAUUAAAAAAUCAUGUAGCUCAAAUAAUUUAAGGAAUUUUCCAUUGAGAAAAGUUCCAUGUAAGAAGGAUGCUCCAUCAGGAUCUUUUUUUGCCAGAGAUAACACAGCCAACUUUCUUAACUGGUGUAGGGCCAUUGGAGUUGAUGAGACUUACCUCUUUGAAUCUGAAGGUUUAGUUUUGCACAAGGAUCCAAGACAAGUGUAUCUUUGUUUGUUGGAAAUUGGACGCAUUGUAUCCAGAUACGGAGUUGAACCUCCUGUGCUUGUAAAACUGGAGAAGGAAAUUGAGCUAGAAGAAACACUGCUAAGGACCUCUGGACCAGCAUCACCUGUUGACACAGCAAAGUCAUGUUGUCACCAUGGGGAGCUACAUGAGGCAGUUAAACACAUAGCAGAAGAUCCACCUUGCAGCUGCUCCCAUCGAUUUUCCAUUGAAUAUUUAUCUGAGGGACGUUAUAGACUGGGAGAUAAAAUAUUAUUCAUACGAAUGCUCCACGGCAAACACGUGAUGGUCCGUGUUGGUGGAGGAUGGGACACACUCCAAGGCUUUCUGCUUAAGUAUGAUCCCUGCCGAGUGCUUCAGUUUGCAACUCUGGAGCAAAAAAUCUUGGCUUUUCAGAAGGGAGUCACCAGUGACCAUAUCUCCAACUCAGCAGCCAGAAUUCAGGAACCUCCUGUCAUGAACCCAAUGUCAGCUGUCAGUAUGUUUCAAAAGCAACCAGCAAACCCUCCUACUCCUGUUCCAGCCCUAAAAGCUGUCCAUGGGGCAACAGUUAAGAAGCCUUUGUCUAAACAUCCUCAGCCUCCUGCCCUGACUUCACCGAGGGUGCCAGUGCACACAUCCUCCGCUGCCAAGUUGUUGUCAGCCAGACCCAAACUAGCAGAUGCUCAGUCUCCUUUCAAACCAUUGAUGGGCACCUCAAAGAAACUGGCAUCUCCUGCGCACCACUCGCCAUCUCCUGUUCCUUCGCUGCCUGCAAGCAAGAGUUCUUCAUCUACAAGAUCAAGAGCAGCUCUUGUUCACUCUGAAACAUUACGCAAACGUAUUCGCUCCCCUGAUGCUCCAAAGGUGAGAUUUGCCCCGGCCCAAGGCUCCCCAGCAACAGGGAUGCAUUCUGCGCUCUCAGCAUCUAAGAAGCAGUUGUCUCAGUUGCCUGCAACAAGUGAAACAUUGGCUUCGAAACAGAAGUGUGUCCCCUCCAAAUCUAAACCUGCACCUGUCACUAAAACCAAGAUAAAUUCUGUUGCUCCGAGACCAGCCCAGCCACCUGUUAGCAAUCUGCGUGCUGUUGCCAAGUUUGCACAUUCCCAGCAGCUCUAUGUGAAAUCUCCUUCUGAAAAUACUAUUCAGGGAUCAGGAACUGGGUCUCAGCAUCCUCGGAAAGCUCCACAAACAGCUUCUCAUCUGGCAAGGAACCUGAAGACUGCUUCAAUCCUAAAGCACUCAGCUUCUGUACCUUCCCUGGCAGUUAGUAAAUCAUUGAAGUCACCACCUACGCUGGGAUCCAGAAGCAAAAAUCUAAUAGCAUCUGUCAAUAAGACACCAACCACAGAGCAUCUAGAGACCCAAAAUGUCAAUAAGCCCCCUGAGGUUGGAUCCUCCUCAUCCAAACCUCCUGAACGCACUCCGCUCUCUGUUGUGCGGCUUCCUCAAACUUCAGCCAAAGUGGCAGUGACCAAAAAAGCAGUGCAGCCCUCCACAAAAAGUCAGCCUUCAAGCACAGACUUGGAAGCCAAUGGAAACUUGGUCCCAGCAGCCAAGAAACCUCUCUCUAAAGGAAAAUCAGCAACACCUUGUAACAAAGGAGCACCUAGUGCAUCGAAAGGGCCUCUUCUGAAGAGCAAACAAGAUGAUCAUUAUUUUGUUAUGACUGGGAGUAAAAAGCCCAGAAAGUAAACCUAUCUGUUAACUUCUGUGGAAGUCCCUGUAACAUUCAAAUGGGCCUCUGAAAAUUGCUAUGCUAAGGACAAAAAUAAGUUAACUGACACUACGUGUGCCAUUCCAAAUGUUAGGCAUGAUUACAUUUUGCUGCAUAACUUACAGUAAUAACUGUAUUUAUUUUGCAGUUUUAAAACUUUUUUUAGAUAUAUUUACAAGUAAGCUUGCUUGCACUGUGGAAUAGAGGAUAACCAUGUUUGCUGCUAGCCUGACCUGCUGUGGAGAAAGGCAGGAGAGAGGAAGGGGAGCUGGAAUGCUGCUGCUGUUUGUUUUCCAGGGAGUUAAGCUGAGCAAUUCUGGUUGUUCUAAGCCAUCUGCAUCAAGGCCUGUGGCAAGUGAUAGAGCUGUGCAGAUGCUAUAAAAUUUCUAAUACCUCAAACAAAAUUGUUGAGGGUUUUUUCCCUUUCCUUUUUUUUUUUUUUUUUUAAUUUUCAAGUUUGUUAGUGUUUCAGGACCCAAAAUCUGGGUAUCCUGUGUGUAUUAGAGACAUUGGAAGACUUUUUUUUUUUUUU
This is a messenger RNA of Lagopus leucura (white-tailed ptarmigan), 2975 nucleotides long. It is a transcript of the gene GAS2L3, whose product is annotated as growth arrest specific 2 like 3. Gene Ontology annotation, molecular function: actin filament binding; microtubule binding; cytoskeletal adaptor activity. Gene Ontology annotation, biological process: actin crosslink formation. NCBI's taxonomy places the organism in Eukaryota, Metazoa, Chordata, Aves, Galliformes, Phasianidae. Bases 241 to 2421 code for a protein of 726 amino acids. Gene Ontology annotation, cellular component: actin filament. The transcript has 9 exons. The record is from RefSeq and is a predicted model, not a curated record.